This is a messenger RNA of Nilaparvata lugens (brown planthopper), 873 nucleotides long. RefSeq lists its product as uncharacterized. NCBI's taxonomy places the organism in Eukaryota, Metazoa, Arthropoda, Insecta, Hemiptera, Delphacidae. Bases 103 to 840 code for a protein of 245 amino acids. The record is from RefSeq and is a predicted model, not a curated record. The transcript has 2 exons.
UGUGCAAAUUACUUCGCCGAAAUAGUACUUCGCCGAAAUAUUUUCUUUUGCAACCAUUUUCUCUAUAGUUUUUAGUUUUCUAUAUUUUUUCUAAACCUAACUAUGCCGCGAAAACGUUAUGUUUGCAAAAACAAUAAAAGAUCACGUGCGGCUAGAGCUCGGGAGAAGAAGAAACAGGAGAAGAAAGAAGAGUCUGCUUCUGUUUUGAAUAACUUUUUGGUUGAACUGGAAGAUAGUGAUGACGAGAUAGUGAUGGCUGAUGCUGGAAGCUCCAAUGCAAGCUGGGACCAACGUAAUUCACCUGAAAAUUCAUUCAAUGUUGAAAACGAAAUGAACCACGGUGAUGAGUUGCCGCCUUUACUCUUUGAGCGAGGAGAAGCGGAACCAACAGCAACACAGCUAAGAGGCCGCCGCAUUGUGGACAUUCAACAUGUACUAAAACAACUCCAAGUGAUAGCGAGUCACCCAAAACAAUGCACUAUGGGGAAAUAUACAUACAAAAGAGAAAUCACCAACGGAUUAUUUUGUAAAUGGCUGUUCUACUGUGAUAACUGCGAAAGAGAGUUCAUUGUUACAUCAGAACCAGCCAAUCAAAAAGAAGAUGUAAAUGACGCUCUUGUAUGGGGAGCCAUGGCGGUUGGAAUUGGAUUUUCGCAACUUGAAGAAAUGAUGAGUGUGUUGGAUGUUCCAAUCAUGGGUCACAAUAAGUACAAAAGCCAUGAGACAAGAGUUGGUAAUGUGAGUACAAUACAUUUCCACUGCUAUUUUCAACUGUAUUUAUCUCUAAGCAAAAGUGAGAAAGUCUCAAAAUCAUCAAUUUGUCUAAUUUUGAGAGUCUAAACUCUCAAUAGUCGUAAAUAUUGAAUAAAUGCU